CUCAAACUCACUUCCUACAGUACGUCCUUGUUUCGCUUCAGGCUCGUGCCUCAGAAACUCCGUGUGGACUGGGGAAUGGUUACGAAUAUUAUAAAGAAGAAGAAGCUUUGGAAAAUCGCCUAAUGUAAAAUUACAUCAAAAUGAACGCAGUACUAGCAUCUAUAAUGUUCACUCUGUUCCUGGAAUCAUAAAGGAGUAUUAAAAUAAAUAAAAUCCAAAGAACCAGGUCGAGAAGAUGCAGAGAACAACCACGCAGAGAAUCCAGGAGAAACAGAAGACAAUAGAGGAGCUGAAACAGGUUGUGAACACACUGAAGCACUCUGCUCAGACAGCGGUGGAGCACAGUGAGAAGAUCUUCACUGAGCUCAUCCUCUCUAUCAAGAGAAGACAGCAUGAGGUGACCCAGCUGAUCAGAGAUCAGGAGAGGACUGAAGUGAGUCGAGCUGAAGGACUCCUGGAGCAGCUGGAGCAGGAGAUCGCUGACCUCCAGAGGACAGACACAGAGCUGGAUCAACAUCCACACACAGAGCAACAUUUUCCUUUUAAGAAACUCUCUGAUUGUUCUGAAUAUGAUCAGUCAUCCAGUAUGACUGUUAAUCAUAUUCUGUUUGAUGGACUGAGGAAAUCUCUCUCUGAUUUAAAACAACAUUUUGAAGAUUUUUGUCAGGAGGAGAUCAGUAAUAUCAUCUCUGUUGUUGCAAGAAUUCAGAUUUUACCAUUAACCAGAAUCAGGAAUCACUUUAAACAAUAUUUUUGUAGCUUUACCCUUGAUCCCAACACAGUGGUUGAAGACCUCGUCCUCUCUGAGAACAACAGACAGAUGACAUAUACUGGGCAUUUAGGGAUUUAUAAGUUCCCCUGCAAGGUGUUUUGCAAGGAGAGUGUGUUUGGACGCUGCUAUUGGGAGGUGGAGUGGAGCGGGAGAUGUGUGCAUAUAUCAGUCUCGUAUAAAGAAAUGAGUGGCAGAGGAAAGGGAUUAGUUGGUACGUUCGGAAACAACAACACAUCUUGGAGUCUGCAGUGUUUUCCCAAGCCUGUUUUCUGGCAUAAGAGCAUUAAAACAGAGAUCUCAAGACCUCUGUCCUCUAGGGUAGGUGUGUUUGUGGACUACAGUGCAGGGACUCUGUCUUUCUACAGUGUCUCUGAUACAGUGACCCUCUUACACCGCGUCCAGACCACAUUCACUCAACCCCUGUAUCCUGGAUUUUGGUUCAGCGCAUUAGGUUCUGGAGAUCUGCUUAAUCUAGACAACUCUGGGUCAAACACCAGUGUGUUCUCCUCAGUGAAACUAUGUGAUCCAUAAACCAGUUUUGUGUUCCCCUUAUUUAAAUGCAGCAUUGCGUAUAUAUAAAUAUUUACAAUCACAAUGUUAUCACAUAUUUAAUUUUUUUACAAGUAGUAUGACAGGAAUUAUUAUAUUUUAAAAAUUAAAAUGUGUUUGUGUUUGUAAAACAAAACAUUAUAGCCUGGUUUAACUGAUUUUUUCCCCUCCUUUCUGUUGACCUAUGGAAGAUUUUACGAAAAUCUCAGCUGAGCAAUAAAACAAGACAGUCUAAUAAAGUGUUUGAUUAUAGUGUGAGGUAUAAAUUAUAUUUUCCCAUAGACAUUUUCUUACAAUAAGGACUUUGUGAAAAUGCAGUAUAAUUGUUAUUUUAUUUUUUAAUAUAAAUGAAUUAAAAUGUAAUAACAAAAUGAAAGCGCAAAAUGUAAAAUAUCACU
Carassius gibelio (silver crucian carp) is the source of this 1719-nucleotide messenger RNA. RefSeq names its product tripartite motif-containing protein 16-like. The record is from RefSeq and is a predicted model, not a curated record. The transcript is spliced from 6 exons. The coding region runs from base 236 to 1303 and encodes 355 amino acids. Lineage: Eukaryota; Metazoa; Chordata; Actinopteri; Cypriniformes; Cyprinidae. Gene Ontology annotation, molecular function: protein binding.